UCCAAAUUCCAGCUCCAAAGUUAUGCGCAUGUGGCAGUUUCCUUUUAAAUCUAAUUUCCAGCUAAUUAAUGAUCAAGAAAAUCAGAGGUUAAUUAAGACACUAAACAAUAUAUUAUUAUUACACUCUAUAUUUACUAGAUGCUAAUCAAUCUACUUUAUUUGACUAAAUCCCACAUUCUUUCCAGAGGGGACAUUGCAUAUUAUAUAGUUUAAAUGCCCUCUCCUUUUUCCUUAUUAUUUCUCCUGCCCCGAAAAAAUUCGUUUAUCGGGAUCGUUCGUCUGAGAUGGGCAUAUCUGUCGAGAUCGUUCGGAACGUAUUCUCGAAAAGCCGCUCUCUCCAGAGCAAUAGUAAUCAAACGAAUAGCAAUGGAGUGGAGAAGAAAAAAUGGAGUAGCUCGGUGAGAUCGUACCUUUGCGGCGACGAAUACAAUUUGGUAAACGCAGCAGCUGAUGAUGACUCGACUUCGGUUAGAAACUCGACCAUGGUAGAGUUGGACUUGGCUUCCUUUAGGAGCAAUAGAGCUACUACAAAUACUUCAGUCUGUGCAGCAGAUGAAGAACAAGAUUCGGCCUCCGAAGCUACUGUGGAUCAGCCCGCGGGUCCCACGGAUUCGAAAAAUGAAGAUAGUCGAACGGAGAAACGGAACUCUGCACGAGCUUUCCAGCAAGAAGAUGCUGCGUUGAUCAUCCAGUCAGCAUUUAGAACCUUCCUCAUGGCAAGGCGGGCGAGAGAAGGAGCGAAAAACGAGGGUGCAGUAAGUCCGAGUAGGGAGUCAAUAGGCACGUCUAUUGAAGUUCAAACUGGAAAUUCAUCUGAUAUUUUCUCGAUCAAAGAUGACACUAGUUUUGAUCUGCACCACACAAUUAGGCAUAGAAACAGAGCUCAAGUGCUCAAAAUCCAGGAAGAUUGGGAUGACAGUACUUUAAGCAGUGUGAUGUCGAAAACGAGAAUCCAAAAUCGGCUUGAGGCAGCGACGAGGCGCGAAAGAGCUCUAGCGUACGCCUUUUCCCAGCAGCUAAGGUUUUGUUCAAAGAGGAAACAAAUAAUUAUGGGAGAUACCGAUGAAACGAACACGGGGUGGAGCUGGCUGCAGCGGUGGAUGGCGGCCCGCGGGCCCGAAAUGGAGGAGAAAGAGAGCUGUGGAUCUAAUGAGGUUUCUUCACUAGUCGAAAACACCACUUCAUUUUUCCCCAACAAUAUCCCGAGGCCAAACAAGCCUCGGAAUAAAUCCACUAGAAGCUUCUCGAGACAAAACUCUGCUUCUAGCCACUUAUCUCCAAGAGAAUCAAAGGAGAUGAAGAAAGUAUGUCAUGCGGAAGACAAGAGAAAACGAGCAAAGCAGCCAGAGAACAAGAAAGAUAUCAAGAACAUCGCUACUACUAUCGAGACUAUUGAACAAUAAAUUUCUGAUCUCGAAAAUCUUUAUUUUCCAUGUAUUAUUAAUAAUUUAUUAUAACGAGAACUACUUUUUAU
This is a messenger RNA of Erythranthe guttata (spotted monkey flower), 1474 nucleotides long. RefSeq names its product IQ-domain 33 (gene IQD33). The record is from RefSeq and is a predicted model, not a curated record. Lineage: Eukaryota; Viridiplantae; Streptophyta; Magnoliopsida; Lamiales; Phrymaceae.